AUGAUAUUAAUGACCUUGCCCUUGUGACGAAAGUCGAACGUAUGCCGCGUUGCUAAUAUCUCAACUUUCCCUACUGUAAUACCCUUGGAGACGGUCCUCGUCGCCAGCCUUUCAGUCCUUUCCUGUGGUUAUUAGACAAAAAACAACUUCGUAUCCAACUUUUCAAGCAUGUUCUUCAUGCGUUCGCUGUCGUUUCUGGCUACACUCGUUUUCACGUUCUCCCUCACACAUCAUGUUCAUGCCGAUGCCCAUGGUUCCAGAGGUGUCGCUAUGAGACGUCGUCAUCCUGUCAACGUAUUGGAACGUAGGGCACAGUUUGCGAAUGCCCGCUUCACGUUCUACAAGGCUGGACUAGGCGCAUGCGGACAGGUUAAUGGCAAUGACGAUUUCAUUGUUGCGAUGAAUGUGCCGCAAUUCAACGAAGGCCAUUGCUUUGAAACAAUCACACUCUCUUACGAGGGCAAGACCACCCAGGCUCAGGUUGUAGAUGAGUGCAUGGGAUGCCCUUUCGGGGCGAUCGACUUGUCUCCCGGACUCUUCUCUUUCUUGACUAACGGCAACAUGGACGCGGGAGCGAUCCUUGGUGAAUGGAGCUUCGGUAAGGGUGAUCCUCCGAAACCCACCACUACAUCCACACCUCCACCUCCCCCUCCUACAACUUCGCACACGCCCAGCACGACGUCCACUCCACCUCCACCUCCCACCACGACGUCGAUUUCAACGUCUCAAACACCUACUUCGACGAGUCACUCAAAGACAUCAAGCAGUACUUCAUCCUCACGCACGAGCUCGGCUACUCCCACUUCAACUAGCUCCAGUGCUGCACCUACUCCUACUCAGGCGGUGAUUGAGGUGGGCACACUGAACAGCAUCAACCAGGCGUUCCUUGGUGUUGCAGCCCUCGCUGUUGUUGCGGGACAGGCAAACUAAAUUGACGGACAGCCUCGCACGGAUUUUGGACUUUGCACUUCUUACUUGUUAGCACGUUGUUGUCGCACGAAAAAGCUAUGGUAUAUAUUGGUAUAGAAUAUUUUUAAUCCGCAUGGUCUUGGCGUGGGCGGUGAUGAUUGGCCGCCAGCGCUGGUUGCU
Molecule: messenger RNA, 1089 nt
Organism: Somion occarium
Lineage: Eukaryota; Fungi; Basidiomycota; Agaricomycetes; Polyporales; Cerrenaceae
Source: the annotation of a GenBank genome assembly